CUUGGAUAAACACGUCCCUAUACAUUGUACAAUCCGCACACAGAGGGACAUAACAAGGGGAGACAGGUCCACGAAGUUAGACUCGUCCGUGUGAGAAAUGAUAUUAGCGGCGUACCAAUACUAAAGUGCCAUUUCGAUUCUCUGGCGCAUUUAAACAAGUUCGCCAUUCAACAACCACUGACAUCAGGCUGUAACACGGAUGAGACUGUUCUGAAGAUUCAAAAUAAAGCUGAGGAAGUGAGGACCUUUACGUUGUAAGCCCUGUCUCACAGAAACUGUACUCCAUCUUAACACCAGCAACACCAACGAUGGCAUCAACCAUUCCAGACAUUGGGGAUCUAAAGCCAAAGCCCGAAACAGAAGAUGUUAUUGAAAACGAGGAUAAUUGUGAUCUGAAAAGACCUUUCAAGCAUGUCAAACAAAUUUUCAAAAUGUACAACGCCGUGGCUACAGAAAACUUGACUCCAGAGCUCUCUGAAAUGGCGCUUAUACUGGGAGGGGAACUGAAAGUUGUCGAAAACCUGCUCAACAUGUAUUACAGCCAACAAGAUAGAGACCCUGAAUAUUUCAAAAAGGUUGGACAGACUACCAAAUGCAUGAAAAGUUGCCUCGUGAAAAAGAAAACGAAGGACUUCGUCGCCUUGUGGAAAUCUGCCAAAGACGCUGCUGUCCUUGCUCUGGUGUUCCGCCGACUGAAGCGCCAGGCGGGGAUGAUGAAACUGUUCAGCAGAGGCACCGGCAUAGAUAUUGUGGACAGACCAAGCGACGAAGUUUCAAACCAGGAAAAAGUGGUGGUUGUAGUCGAUAAGUUUUCCGAAGCACUCAAGCGAGCAGACGAAUUUGGUCUCACCAACGUGGGCGAACAUAUUUUAGAGGGUGCGAUCGGAUUGGGCGACGAGCUCCCCUAUAUCAAGACUGCCCUGGGGAUUAUCAGCAGCGUAUACGGAAUCUUCAAAGCCAACGCCACGCUGCAAGCCGAGGCUAUGGACUUACUGAAAGUGAUCAGAAAUGUGGAGGUGAUUGUCGGUGGUUCUCUGGUGGCGCAAAACGAAGAACAGUCUUUCCUGUUGGAGCAGCUUGUGGAGGUUUUGGAGGUGGCAGAAUUGUAUAUCAUACAGUGCCUCCUCCCCGACCAAAAUGCCAUUGCCAAGAUUCUCAAAGCCACCGCCCGCGUUGAAAACCUCGACCAGCUGAAGGAGGAGAUAGUAAAGCAGCUGACUGAAGCCAUGUUUGCUGAAAGUGUCCACCAGAGUGAGCUGCUGCAGAAGUUGGACCAGAAGGCUAGCAGCAUGCUGGAGAUGAAGGUGACACUGGAUCAAAUUGCCAACCGUCAGCAAGAGCAGGUGGAAGAAUUGAUAACUAUCAAAGACAAUAUACAAGAGCUCGCUCAAGGAUUGGCUCCUUCAAAGUACAAACCUGCAUCCAAAAACUUCCUCGAAAUUGAUGGCUAUCGAGUCAAAGUGGAAGGCGGACGCCAUUUUAAGACAGCAGAAGGAGAAUACGUCGAACUGGGGAGUGGGUAUAAUUACUGUCUACAGCUACGAAAUGGAACAAAACACAGAUGCCGUGCUGAAGUCAAGAUAGAUGAUGUAUUAAUAGGUAUGUUUGCUUUGAAUGGCGAGGAGGAAUAUUCCAUUGAGAGACCGGUGACUCUGGCCCGUCGGUUUAUGUUCUAUUCCACUUCCAAAGGGUCCAAGAUAGAAGAUUCUGGGAUCGAGAAGAAGAAAAGAGAGAAUGGGUUGUUGGAAUGCACCUUCACGCCAGAGUUGGUGUAUACGUUUAAGGUCUGCCACCAGAAUUAUGCAGGAGUGUUGUCUGAACCCCUCAUUGUCGACCUGGGACCAGAACAAACAUUGUUGGAUCUGGUGAAACAAGUCGCUGGCUCCGUGCCAUCUGCUGAGAGAGAUAUCGAAGCCUACGUAGUCAACUUCGCAGACCAGUUUGUCACUCAUUAUCAUUUUCAAAUGAGGGCCAUUUCUUCCAUCUACAGGGAUUGGAUAGAGUCGUCUUGCGAAGUUGUCCUGGUGAGAGAAAUCGCUAAUGAGGUUAGCGUAAUUAAUCCUGUCGACGCAGAGAACGUCACCACCGAGAUGUUCACCUGUGGCUAUUCCUCAGAUGUUACUGCAGAGGUCGUCUCGCGGCACGGCGCUCCCAGUCCCGAGGACGUAAGAGUCACCAGGGAGCAAUCCCGUUCAAACUUGAAAAGGAGCUUUACGGCACUUUUGUUGAAAGGGUUGAUUGAAGCGUCUGAUCCUCCCAAACUGGUCACGUUGGUCAUCUUCAAAAGCCAAGAUCUCAAGAGUGAGGUUCAAAAGGCACUGAAUCUAGGUCCAGACAGCUCCCCGGCGAUUAAGAUUCUGACUCGACGUGACUCGUCAUAUCGAGAAAAUUUAGCUUACAGAGCACGCGUGGUGAUUGAGAAGGACAUGUCACUCAGAGUGACCGCGUUUGAUGGUCGGCAAGACACAGUGGUCGUGAAGUCAUCCAUUACUCUCUCUGACCUGAAGAAUGACCUGGUGUCACGGCGCCUGAUGGAGGAGGACGGCGUUGCCUUGGUACACCAGCACAAAGAGAGAGGGGUGUGUGAGAGCAAGUAUUCCUUCGACGAAUUAUACGAAACCAUUUACAUCGCGUUCGAGGGAUUUUCAGAUGGGUCAGAAGUCAUCGUAAAACCAACAAUGUUCACGUUCGAUGUUCAUUUUCGAAUGCCAGGGUGUUCUUUGGUCCUCCAAGUGAAUAUCGAGGCUUAUAAGACCGUCGCGGACCUGAGAGAACAAGUGAUGGUAGACUUUAAAACCCAUAGCUCCUGCAAGCUGGAUACCUCAUUCAUUUUAAUACGUGACAGAGGGGAGAAGCUACAAAGCAACCGACAUCUCAGGGAUCUUGGCCUUAGUAGGAGCCUAAUAUUAAUACCUAGAAAAAUGGAAGUUCCAGUUCUUACUCACAAGACAAUGGAAAAGCUUGGCAGCAUCCACGUGUUAUGUGAUGAAACCACCUUGCUUGAAGUUGAAAAGUCAGUUCAGAACCUGAUAAAAACCAAGGGAAAGGAGACUUCUGGGAAAGAUCAAACACAAGUCUGCCUUCUGCUUAUAGAUGAGGAGGAUGUUGUGAGCUUUUAUAACUCCCUGAUUGAUGACGCGACCGUGCGUGGCAGGGAACAGUUACCUCUCAAAUUCUUGACCGCAAGGUGCCCGGUCAUCGAUGUAAUUAUAUCCCAACCCAUACAGGUAACCUUGAACAUUACCAGGAGCAGUCCGAACAAGACAUGGACUAGAGAGGUGGAGACGGAAACAUGCGCCACGCUGUAUCAUGUCCUUAAGAAAGUCGUUGAAGAUCCCAAGGAGACCGAUGGCGAGCUAGCCAGCCAACAGGUGGAUGGUUUUUGUGUGAGCGGCACUGAGCGUGUUCUCGCAGAAGAACGGAAGUGCCUGGUGCAGCUGGGCAUUGAAAAUCAGUCUGUCAUCAACCUGAUAGAUGUGGCAACUCAUCAACAGGAUUUAGUAAUGCCCAGACCAGAUAUGUCUCAUAGUCGACUUGCUGAAUGGGGUGGUGACAGUAUUGGUGAAGAUUUGAGCAGCACACCCGGGCAAAGAUAUCGACAAGAGGAUAUUCUUCCGGAAGACAUCUCCCAUAUUAGAGAGCGGCUCGAUGAGGUGCAUUCCAUCACAGAAUUUAAGAUUUCUGCCGGUGCCACCACAUUACAAGGGCAUACCAAUCAAGAUUUCCACAGCGUAGACAAUUUCCCCCUUAAUUUUUCCAAGAAGAUUGUCCUUGCUCUCCGAAUGGUCGCCAGAAAAGGGGAUCAACAUCCUCUCCCGAUGGAAGAAGAGUGUGUUCCUUUACACACAGUCAGAUAUUGCAGCAGCGCCAUGGUGCGACCGGUAGAUGGCAGCACUGCGCAGAGCUACGCCCCGCCUCCUGUGCCUGAUGAUGACGAUGAAGACGAUGAUUAGUAAAGACCUGAAACUAAAAAGGGCAAAGCUGACAUUCAGAUUGCCAUUCAGUUGACAGUAAUAUUGACACUGGCAUUUAGAUUCAGAUAUUCAGAUUUUCUCCGCCAGUCACACAUGUGUAUUUUGUAAUCCAAAUUUUGUGGUGUCUCAAAAGAGCAGGUCACGUGGUGAUCAACACACGCACACACACACACACGCACACACACGAAAUAGUACUUCGGUGAUAUUGUUACGUUAGUAUUACUGUCUAUGUAAAAAAAAAUAAAAGCAAAAAGAGGAAUAGACCUCGGAAUAGACGGGAUCAGUUAGUUAAUUUGUCACUACCUCGACCACAUAAUGCAUUGUUGAAGUUGGCAUGUAGUUAAACUUGAUAAUACUCGGAUAUUUUCUUAUUGAUGAUACUUAAUAUAAUUUUCUAUUUAAUGAUACAUGAUGAUGAUAAGUCAACAGUUAAAAUUAUUUCCAGCGUGUUCCGUUUCUUCCUGUUACUUGACAAAGUCGGCAGCACGACAAGUUGAGAGAAAGAUGGAAUCGGUUACUGGUACUUUUUAACUGGACUGUAUACAUUGUAGCAAUGUAGACUUUGAACAAAUAUAAUGUAUUACCAAUAGCAAUGUAUUGACUGUAUUUAUUCAGGACAACUUGAGUAUUAUUAUUAGGCUUUAUUUUUAUUAUUAUUAUUAUUAUUAUUAUUAUUAUUAUGUAUACCGUUUUAUACAAUUCACACGGAGAACUAUACGAAAACAUGUUUUGUUGGUAUAGAUUAUCUUCAUCUGAUAAUAUCGUCCAUUGUUUUUUCCUUCUCUUACAAAAUAGAGUAGAAGAAAUGGUCGUAUUUAUGAUGCAGUCUUCAAUGUUGUAGUACGUUAAUGCCAAUAGUUUGAGGAUGUCCAAUAUCUUAAUCUAGUAUACUUCACAAAAUUAAUUUUCCUCCUGAACAAUCUUGGUUCUGUUAUGCUUAUAUUGACGCCACUAAAAAAUAUUUAGUAAAUAAACUAGCUAGAAAGAGCCCAGUA
Molecule: messenger RNA, 4969 nt
Organism: Lingula anatina
Lineage: Eukaryota; Metazoa; Brachiopoda; Lingulata; Lingulida; Lingulidae
Source: RefSeq, a predicted model, not a curated record